This is a messenger RNA of Penicillium diatomitis, 3141 nucleotides long. RefSeq names its product replication factor C subunit 1. The transcript has 5 exons. The coding region runs from base 1 to 3141 and encodes 1046 amino acids. The record is from RefSeq and is a predicted model, not a curated record. Gene Ontology annotation, cellular component: nucleus; DNA replication factor C complex. Gene Ontology annotation, molecular function: ATP binding; DNA binding; ATP hydrolysis activity. NCBI's taxonomy places the organism in Eukaryota, Fungi, Ascomycota, Eurotiomycetes, Eurotiales, Aspergillaceae. Gene Ontology annotation, biological process: DNA repair; DNA replication.
AUGCCAGCCGAUAUACGAAAUUUUUUUGGUGGUAAACCUGCUCAAACGUCAACAAGCGCCGCAAAGCCCGCGAAAGAGGAUCCACAGAGCGUCCGCAAACGACGUAGUAGAAAGGUCGUCGAUGAAAGUGAUGAAGAGGAGGAGGUGCAAGUACCAGCGAGCAAGCUAACCACAGACCAAAAGCCAUCGCGUCAAUCCAGGAAGAAAGAGGAACCCAAGGGCGAGCCCACAACCAGCUCCGAUUACUUUGCUUCUUCGAAAAAGCGAGGCUUCUCAUCCAAACCCGGCGUCGAAGUUGAAGCCGACGUUGCUCCCGCCAAAGCUACGAGGACCACGCCACGCCAGUCGGUCAAGAAGACGACCCAGGUUGUUGACGACGAGGGCCUCGGCGCGGACGACAUCUUUGCUGGAAACUAUAGCAAGCAAAAGGAAGACGAUUAUGUGCCGGCGGACAGUGAUGAUGACAACGAUUUCGAGGUGCUCGAAGUGAAACCAGCUACUGCGUCUUCCAGGAGAACACGAGCGAAGCCAUCGCUUUUGGAGGAGGAGGGUGAGGAUGACGAUGUUGUGAUGGAAGAUCUUCCCAAGGCUGCUCCUGAAACAGCACGGGCAUCAAGGAAACGCAAAUCCGAGGCGGUCAUUGAUCAGGAUGAAGAUGAUAAUCCUCCAGCGACGAAGAAGAAGCCCGUGACCCGGGCCAAACCAUCCGCUUCGCCAGCUGCCAAGAAAGCUAAGUCAUCACCAAAGAAGAAAGAUGCUGAAUCAGAGAACCCCGAGAUCCAAAAGAUUUUCGACAGCAUUCCGACCGUCAGACCUCCAUCCCCACCUCCAGACAGCGGAGAACCGAAAAAAUGGCAGUACGGUGCGCAGCGCUCUCGAACCCCUCCGACUGCUGGAACGAAGGAUAUUCCCGUGGGCGCCGAGAAUUGUCUGGCUGGGCUCUCCUUCGUUUUUACUGGAAUUCUCGAUACCCUGGGGAGAGAAGAAGGCCAGGAAUUGGUGAAGAAAUACGGAGGGAAAAUCACCACCGCGCCUAGUUCCAAGACCAGCUACGUUGUCCUCGGAGGUGAUGCCGGACCCAAGAAACUUCAGACAAUCGCGAAGUUCAACCUCAAGACUAUCAACGAAGAUGGUCUUUUCGAGUUGAUUCGUCGAUUGCCCGCAAAUGGCGGGUCUGGACAGGCCGCGGAGAAAUUUGCUGCCAAGAAGAAAGCAGAGGAAGAUAAAGUCAAGAAGAUGGCUGCUGAGAUUGAUGCUGAAGAGAAGAGAAAGGAGGCCGAGAAGGCUAAGGUUCAAUCCAAAGCAACGGCAAACGGAGUUAGUGCUCGUCCAUCCCAAGUACCCGUUGUGGACGAUCAGCUAUGGACGACCAAGUAUGCGCCUACGUCUAUUGGCAUGAUAUGCGGCAACAAGACUGCAGUGGAAAAACUGCAAAGCUGGCUGAGGAAUUGGCAUCAAAGCGCCAAGUCGAAUUUCAAAAAGGCAGGAAAGGACGGCUCGGGUGUGUACCGCGCCGUAAUGAUUCACGGGCCGCCAGGAAUUGGCAAGACAACAGCUGCUCACCUGGUCGCAAAAUUGGAAGGUUACGACAUCGUCGAAACUAAUGCAAGCGACACGAGAAGCAAAAAGCUUGUCGAGACAGGCACAUUGGGCGUCCUUGACACGACCUCGUUGCAAGGGUACUUUGCGGGAGAGGGAAAGAAGGUCCAAAGUGAGAAGCGCAAUCUGGUCCUCAUCAUGGAUGAGGUCGAUGGAAUGUCAGCUGGUGACCGAGGAGGUGUUGGUGCAGUCGCAGCCAUCGUUAAAAAGACUAAUAUUCCAAUUAUGCUCAUUUGCAAUGAGCGAAGAUUGCCCAAAAUGAAGCCUUUCGAUCACAUUACCUUCGACAUCCCUUUCAGACGUCCGACUCCAGACCAGAUUCGCGCGCGACUGUCAACAAUUUGUUUCCGUGAGAAGAUGAAGAUCCCCCAGCCAGUUCUGGAAGCUCUGAUUGAGGGUUCGCACGCAGACAUUCGACAAAUUAUCAACAUGCUCUCUGCAGUCAAAGUGGACCAAUCUCUGUUGGAUGAGAGUUCUACGAUUGACUUUGACAAGGGAAGACAAAUGGCUAAAGCGUGGGAGAAGCACAUUAUUUUGAAGCCUUGGGAUAUUACCAGCAAGAUUCUCAGUGCACAAAUGUUUGCACCAAGCUCAACUUCGACCCUGAAUGACAAGACCGAGCUCUAUUUCAACGACCAUGAGUUCAGCUAUUUGAUGCUUCAGGAGAACUACCUGCGCACGAAACCUUCCCUCUCCGCCAGAUUUGAAGAUCCGAAGGAGAAAAAUCUCAAAGAACUUGAGCUUUUCGACAAGGCAGCCUCGAGUAUUAGCGAUGGCGAUCUGGUGGAUCGUAUGAUCCAUGGAACACAGCAACAAUGGAGUUUGAUGCCGACCCACGCGAUAUUCAGCUUUGUCCGCCCGGCCAGCUUCGCAUAUGGCAAUAUGCGAGAGCGCCCACAAUUCACCACUUGGCUUGGCCAAAAUAGUAAGCAAGGCAAGUUGUCACGCUUUGUCAAGGAAAUCCAGGGUCAUAUGCGCCUUCGGACCUCAGGCAAUCGAGACGAGAUUCGCCAGCAGUACAUGCCCAUGCUCUGGGACAAGUCAGUCAAGCGUCUACAGGACGAAGGUAAAGAAUGUGUGGAUGAAGUCAUUGACUUCAUGGAUGCGUACUUCCUCACACGUGACGACUUCGACGCGAUGGUUGAGCUCGGACUUGGCCCAAUGGACCAAUCCAAUGUCAAGCUUGACACACAAACCAAGGCGACUUUCACACGGCUCUACAACUCGCGCUCCCACCCACUCCCGUUCAUGAAAGCCAGCAAUGUCGUCGCGCCGAAGAAAGAGUCCAAGGAGAAACCUGAUGUGGAAGAUGUCGUUGAAGAAUCAGAUGAAGAAGAUGUCGUUGACGAGGUCAAAGAUGAGGAAGAGGAUGAACUGGACCUCAAGAAAGACAAAUAUGUCAGUUUGCCGAAGAAGAAGGCUGCAUCGGCGAAAGGGAAAAAGGGCAAGAAAGCCGCGACUGCAGAUACCGACGACUUCGUUGACGACAGUGAAGAGAAGCCCAAAAAGGGCCGCAAGACGAAGGUUAAGGCUAAGGCCUGA